AAAAUCAUCUCAUUCCACAUAAAACUCCACAAACGCAGUCGCUAUCACAGAUCACUUCCCACUCAGUUCUACGCCAAUAAAACCAUUCCUCCCCGCCCAGGCCAGGUCCUCCUCCUUCCUUCAAGGCUUCAACCCCCAAGGCCCCAGCCCUUCCUCGGAUCACACACAUAUACUCUUUCCCGAUAUAAACUCCCCCAAACCCCGCUUCGGUCAUUCACACCACCCUUCUCUGGCUCUCUGCCCUGGCCAGGCCGCACUGUGCUCCGCGCGCGUCUUGCACAUUCCUGCCGCUCCCCACCCAUGGCGAAGCGCCUCUUCCAUUCCUGCCGCUCACCUUCGGCCGCCGCCGUGGUCACCCCCACGACCACAACGCACGCCCACCUCGGCAAGCGCCACCAGCCACCGCCCCCCACGGGCGCGUGCUGUCCGCGCGGCCUCCCUCGCAGCAGGCGCCCGUCCCUGCCGCCGGAAACCUGCGGCGCCAGAGGAUGCGCCGCGGACUACGCCGCCGACGACCUCCCCCCCGCCCGCGGCUCCCCCGCCUACCGCUGGCUCAAGAGCUCCCACUGGCACGUCAUCGAGGCCGCCGCGGCCGCCGCCACCGACGGCGACGAAGACACGCCCUCGCCCCGCCUCAAGAUCGACGCGCGGCGCCGGUUGCGCCGCUCUCGCCGAGAACGCCGCCGCCGGCGGCUCCACCGCAAGACGACGGCCCUGGCGAGCCUCAGCCUGAGCCUGUCUUCCGGCGACAGCGGCUGGUUCAGCAGCAGCGACGAAGAUGACGAGGAUGAGCCGGCCUCGUACAGCCGCCGCAUGGUCUCGACCGCGACGGAGACUACUACUUCGUCUGGCGCGAGCGGGAGCUCUGCCGGCGCCGUGUUGGCGGCCGCGGAUGAGCAGCGUGCGGUGGGGGUGGUGGCCGGGAGCUUCGCGGUGGUGAAGCGCUCGGACGACCCGCGGGCCGACUUCAGGCGGUCCAUGGCGGACAUGGUCGUGGGCCGCCGCAUCUACGACGCCGACGGCCUCGAGCGCCUGCUGCGAUGUUUCCUCGCGCUCAACGACGAGCGACACCGCCGCGACAUCGUCGGCGCCUUCGGCGACGUCUGGGAGGCCGUCUUCUCCGACCCCCACGCCACUGCCACCUUCUCCCAGCCCGCAAGCUAGAUGCUGCAAGUCUGCAGUGCAGACAUGUCCCGUCGUGAGAAGAAGUGUACAACACGCAUGUGUUUCAGUGUGAUAAAUGCACUUCUUUAAGCUGUAAAUACCGUGAUUAUAUGUACAUGUAGACGUUUGUAAAAUACGUUUCUUCUUUGGGUUCGCGGCCAUGGGCUCCUUUCGGUUUCUUGCGUGCUACUACUCCUUCGCAGCAUGGAAAUGGGGUGCGACUCCGAUGUGAUAGGAUCAUAGGACGGGUGGAUAAAGAGUGUUGCAGUACACCUCCACUAUUUCUUGGCGUUAUCUCUUUUUUUUCAAGUUUGUAAGAAUAUCAAUUUUAUGUCCUGCC
This is a messenger RNA of Brachypodium distachyon (stiff brome), 1504 nucleotides long. Its product is annotated as transcription repressor OFP7. The transcript has a single exon. The coding region runs from base 301 to 1164 and encodes 287 amino acids. The record is from RefSeq and is a predicted model, not a curated record. Gene Ontology annotation, biological process: negative regulation of DNA-templated transcription. NCBI's taxonomy places the organism in Eukaryota, Viridiplantae, Streptophyta, Magnoliopsida, Poales, Poaceae.